This is a messenger RNA of Rattus norvegicus (Norway rat), 1469 nucleotides long. It is a transcript of the gene Mageb6, whose product is annotated as MAGE family member B6. The coding region runs from base 159 to 1265 and encodes 368 amino acids. NCBI's taxonomy places the organism in Eukaryota, Metazoa, Chordata, Mammalia, Rodentia, Muridae. Gene Ontology annotation, cellular component: cytoplasm. The record is from RefSeq and is marked validated. The transcript has a single exon.
UGUAGAUGUACCACAUUUUCUGUAUCCAUAGAGGAAACAUUUAUUAAAGGGAAGUUGCUCUCCAACUAGUGAUGGUGUAACACUCACAGAUUUAUUCUAUUUCCCUCAGAUAUCUGCCUUUUCAUCACUCCCGACUGGUGCUCCUGAGACAGUUUAUCAUGCCUAGGGGCAACAAGAGCAAGGGCCGCUCCAGGGCCAAAAGGCAGCAGACACGAGGUGGAGAAAGCCAGAUUCUCCAGGGUGCUCAGCCCACUGUGAAGGAGGAGGAAACAGCACCCCCCUCUCUUGUCCAGGGUGAUGCCCCCAGUUCCCCUGAAGUUGGCACUCCUCAGGAGUCUCAGGAGCCUGCAUCCUAUGGCUCUCCUGAGUUAGAUGUGCCCUGCUCAGUUUAUGAUGUAGAUGUUGAAGGUUCUGAUGUUGGUGCUGAGGGUGCUGUUGCAGGUGCUAAGGGUUCUGAUGCUGGUGUUAAAGGUUCAGUUGCAGAUGCUGAGGACAGAAGUGCACAUUUCUCCAAGGUAGCAGCUGCCAUUCAAUCUGCACGCAGAGAUCCUCUGACCAGGAAGGCCAAUGUGUUGAUAGAGUUCAUGAUGGAGAAAUUUAAGGUGAAAGAGCCCUUCACACAGGCAGACAUGCUGAGAGUUAUCAACAAGAAGUACAAGGUGCACUUCACUGAAAUCCUCAGGAGAAUCUCUGUGCGAUUGGAAUUAGUCUUUGGCCUUGAGUUGAAGGUAGUUGAUCCCAGUUCUCAAUCCUAUAUGCUUGUGGGCAAGCUGGGCCUCUCCACUGAGGGAAGUCUGAGUGGCAGUAGUGGGUUACCCAAGACAGGGCUCCUGAUGACCCUCCUGGGUGUAAUCUUCAUGAAGGGGAACCAUGCCACUGAGGAAGAGGUCUGGGAAUUCCUAAAAGUAGUGGGGAUAUAUCCUGGGAAGAGUCAUGUAAUCUUUGGAGAACCCCAGGAAUUUAUAACCAAAGAUUUGGUGGAGGAAAAUUAUGUAGUAUACCAACAGGUUCCUGGCAGUGAACCCCCAAGCUAUGAGUUCCGGUGGGGUCCCAGAGCCUAUGCUGAAACCACCAAAAUGAAGGUCCUGGAAGUUAUAGCUAAGAUCAAUAAUACUUCCCCUAGUUUCUUCACUAGUAUGUAUGAGGAGGCUAUGAUUGAUGAGGCUAAUAGAGCAGCAAGAAGAGUUACAGCUGUUCCUGGCAAUGUUGUGGAUAUCAGGGACGUCAGGGCUCAUCGCAGAGUCCAUAGAACCUCUUCUAAGUAGUGGAAUGUGUUAUAAGCUAAAAAUAAGGAAUUUGUAACUUAUUCUGUAAUUCAUAAGAUAUUAUAUAUGCAUUUUCUUUGCUAUUUUGCAAAUGAUCCUUUAAUCCAGGAUUAGCUUGCUUUAUAAUCCAUUUCUUAAAAUUUUGCUUUCAUACAUAUUGCUGUUUUUCAUGUUUAAGAUGAAGAUUUGGUUAUUUUCAAACAA